GGCCUUAGGGGAAGAGCAAAAAGUAAGGAAGUAAGUUUGGUCAUUAGUUUGUAUUAGUAAACAAAUUUGAAUCCAAGAAGCUUAAUCUAAUAAAAGCAUAUGGAGCCGACACUGGCCGAGUUUGCAUGAUAUUUGGCUGUCCAGAUGUAUUUUCUUGUUAUAACAUUUGCUUUGGCUGGCAGUUAAAUGCUAAAGAAAGUAAAUGAAAAGGAUGUGAAUCCGUCUACAUUAAGGGAGGAAGGUGUUGCUCAAUCGUGAAUCAUUUCCUGAUUCGAAGAAUCUGUCUUUGAUUCUGCCUUUAAAAAAACGGAUUCUGUUCUUGCAAGGGCCAAGGUUGAAAUUCCCCUCGGAAAAAGAAAAAAAAAAGGUUUUUACAUCGAAAAGAAAUCUUCUAGACUUGGCAUUAUCUUCCCUCUCGAGCAUUGAUGGAGGUAAUUGAGGAUAAGCAUACAAAAGAUGGAACUACAGAUCUCAAAGGAAACCCAGCCAUCAAGAAGGAAACUGGCAAUUGGAGAGCUUGCCCAUACAUUCUUGCAAAUGAAUGUUGUGAAAGGUUGGCAUACUAUGGAAUGAGCAGCAAUCUAGUGAACUUCAUGAAGGACAGACUCAACCAAACAAACGCUGUAGCAGCUAACAAUGUCUCCAACUGGUCUGGAACUUGCUAUGCCACACCACUCCUAGGAGCAUUUUUAGCUGAUGCAUACAUUGGAAGAUAUUGGACCAUUGCUACUUUCAUGAUAAUUUACAUUAUUGGUCUAUCGCUGCUUACAAUUGCUGCAUCAGUGAAAGGGUUAAUGCCUGUUUGCCAUGAUGAAGUCUGCAAAACCACAUCAGCACAGUCUGCAGUUGUAUUCUUAGCACUGUAUCUCAUUGCUCUGGGAACUGGGGGAAUUAAGCCAUGUGUGUCCUCAUUUGGUGCUGACCAAUUUGAUGAUUCAGAUGAAUCUGAGAAGAAGAGGAAGACCUCUUUCUUUAAUUGGUUCUACUUUUCGAUCAAUAUCGGUGCAUUGAUUGCUUCGUCAGUCCUGGUAUGGAUACAGACUAAUGUGGGGUGGGGUUGGGGUUUCGGUGUUCCAACAGUAGCAAUGGCCAUUGCUGUUGUGAGCUUCCUCUUGGGUACACCAUUAUAUAGGCACCAGAAACCUGGAGGCAGUCCUUUCACAAGAAUAGCUCAGGUUUUUGUUGCUUCAUUGAGGAAAUCUGGAGCGAAUGUGCCUAAUGACAAGUCUCUAUUGUAUGAAGUUUCAGACAAAGAAUCUGCUAUAGAAGGAAGCCGCAAGCUCGAACACACCGAGCAAUUCAAGUUUUUUGAUAAAGCAGCUGUGCAAACUCAAGAUGACAACAUCGUAAGCUCUGAAGAUUCAUGGAAGCUCUGCACUGUCACUCAAGUAGAAGAGCUCAAAAGCCUCAUACGCCUACUGCCCAUCUGGGCAAGCGGCAUCAUCUUCUCAACGGUAUAUGGCCAGAUGAGUACCAUGUUUGUCCUUCAAGGAGACACCAUGGACCCCCAUCUUGGUCCCAACUUUAAAAUCCCUGCAGCUUCCCUCACCGUCUUUGACACCAUCAGUGUCAUCAUUUGGGUGCCAAUCUACGAUCGCAUAAUCGUUCCGGUUGCUCGAAGAAUCACCGGAAAUGACCGUGGCUUCACACAGCUCACUCGCAUGGGCAUUGGCCUCAUCAUCUCCAUCUUCGCCAUGGUGGCUGCAGGCGUAUUGGAGGUCAUCAGGCUUCAGAUGGUGGCAAGACUCAAUCUUUAUGAUCAUGAAGGCUACUUGCCCUUGUCAAUAUUGUGGCAGGUGCCUCAGUACUUCAUCGUUGGUGCGGCAGAGGUCUUCACGUUCAUUGGUCAGUUAGAAUUUUUCUAUGACCAAGCGCCAGAUGCAAUGAGGAGCAUGUGCUCAGCACUUUCGCUGACCACCAUUGCAUUGGGAAACUACCUGAGCACAUUUCUUGUCACCAUUGUCACUAAGAUAACAACAAGAAAUGGGCAGCUUGGAUGGAUAGCAGAUAAUCUCAACAGGGGUCACUUGGAUUACUUCUACUGGCUUCUUGCCAUUCUCAGCCUGGUGAACUUUCUGGUGUAUCUUCUGAUUGCAAAAUGGUACACCUAUAAGAAACCAACGAUUAUCGAAGGAUAAUGGUAUUGUCCGCAUAAUAGAGAUUUGGUGCCCCGUUUCUGCAUUUGUAGCUAUCAAGUUCAAUCUAUAAAUCUUUCUAGUUUAAUCAAGUCGGUUGUCUUUCAGGAUUUGCAAAGUUGUCAUAGUUUGCUAUUGGAUUUCGGUUCCCUGCUUUGCCAAAAUAUAUGCUUUCACCACAUCCCAUGUGGCAUAAUCAUGUAUAUUAUGGAGAUGAUUAAAAAUAGAAUAUUGAUGAAUCCUUUUUUAUGAAAGAUUAUCUGCUGUUGAACAUGCGUUGUACAUGUAUGAUGAAAAGAACAUUUCCAUUAAUUUCUUCUAACAGCU
This is a messenger RNA of Phalaenopsis equestris, 2462 nucleotides long. RefSeq names its product protein NRT1/ PTR FAMILY 8.2-like. The transcript has 6 exons. Gene Ontology annotation, cellular component: membrane. Bases 426 to 2138 code for a protein of 570 amino acids. Gene Ontology annotation, biological process: transmembrane transport; oligopeptide transport. Lineage: Eukaryota; Viridiplantae; Streptophyta; Magnoliopsida; Asparagales; Orchidaceae. Gene Ontology annotation, molecular function: transmembrane transporter activity. The record is from RefSeq and is a predicted model, not a curated record.